Molecule: messenger RNA, 3960 nt
Organism: Chrysemys picta bellii (western painted turtle)
Lineage: Eukaryota; Metazoa; Chordata; Testudines; Emydidae
Source: RefSeq, a predicted model, not a curated record
GUGUGAAUCCCAAGCAAUGGGGGAUGGGGGGGGGUCAGCCUGGGAGCCAGACCCUACAGCUGCAGAGGGCUUGCCUGGGGGGAGACGGGGACGGUUUAGGGUCCCCAACAAUAGCGAACACCUAGGGAACGAUUUCCAGCCAGUCCCUGAUUUUCCAGCACUGUGAUGGGGGGGAGACCCUCCCUGUAAAACCUGACCCCCGAGUUCUCCGGCUGCUGGAUGAGAGCACGAGUUUCCCAGCUGCCUCCCGGGGCCCUCGAGCGGCGCUGGGAUCUCUGGGGCCGAGGGCAUGGGGAGCACAGAGCACGUGUCCCCACUCGGCUGGCGUGUGGGGAACCCACCCCGCGCUGCCCGGCUGACGCUCACCACGGAAGCAGCGGGGAUCGCGGUGAGGCUCCUUCGGGGGGUCCGUCUAGGCCGGAGCGUUGGCGAUUGGUUUCACGGCCCGUGGCCCUGCGCGGCAGAAGGAAUCAAUGUAACCAACACGUCCCCGCCAGCCCGAGUGGGGGUUUGCCUCUCUGGCCGCUCCCUCUUCUGGCCGGGCUGGGAUUUAUGGACUUGUACAUGAUGAACUGCGAGCUCCUGGCAACGUGCAGCGCCCUGGGCUACUUGGAGGGGGACGUGUACCACAAGGAGCCCGACUGCCUGGAGAGCGUGAAGGAUUUGAUCCGUUACCUGCGUUAUGAGGAUGAGACGCGGGACGUCCGCCAGCAGCUGGGCGCGGCCCAGAUCCUGCAGAACGACCUGCUGCCCCUCAUCGCCCAGUACCCACAGGACAAGCUGCUCUUCGACGCGGUCGUCAGGCUGAUGGUGAACCUGACCCAGCCGGCCCUGCUCUGCUUCGGCAAAGUCCCGCACGACCCUGGCUCCCGGCACUGCUUCCUGCAGGUUGUGUCCUACCUGCAGGCCUACAAAGAGGCGUUCGCCAGUGAGAAGGUGUUCGGGGUGCUGAGCGAGAAACUCUACGACCUGCUGCAGCUGGACUGGGAGCAGAGGCAGGAAGAGGACAACCUGCUGGUCGAGAGAAUUCUGCUGCUGGUGCGGAACGUGCUUCAUAUCCCCGCCGACCCCGAGGAGGAGAAGAGCGUGGACGACGACGCCAGUACCCACGACCGGGUGCUCUGGGCCAUACACGUCAGCGGCAUGGACGACCUGCUGAAGUUCCUGGCCAGCUCCUCGGCCGAGCAGCAGUGGGGCCUGCACGUGCUGGAGAUCAUCUCGCUGAUGUUCAGGGACCAGGAUCCGGAGCAGCUGGCGGCCACGGGGCAGGCCCGCCCGGCCAAGGAGCAGGUGGCAGACGUGAGGGACCUGGAGGUGCUGCGGCAGAGGGAGCUGGCGGAGAGGAAGAGCCGGGCGUUCCAGCGAGGGAGCAGGCACUCCCGGUUCGGCGGCUCCUACGUGGUCCAGGGGCUGAAAUCCAUCGGCGACAGGGACCUCGUGUUCCACAAGGGGCUGCACAACCUGAAAGAGCACAGCCACGACCUGGGCAAGGAGCCGCGGCGGGUCCCCAAGCGCCGGCAGCCGGCCCGGGAGGCAGAGCCGCGCCGGCGCUCGGCCCUCAACGUCCGCCUCUUCCUGCGGGAGUUCUGCGGAGACUUCCUGGAGAGCUGCUACAACCCCCUCAUGCGCCUGGUCAAGGACCAGCUGCUCCGGGAGAAAAGCCAGCAGCAUGACGAGACCUACUACCUGUGGGCCAUGGCCUUCUUCAUGGCCUUCAACCGCGGCCGGCGCUUCCGGCCCGAGCUGGUGUCCGAGACGGUCAGCGUCCGCGCCUUCCACUUCAUCGAGCAGAACCUCACCGCCUACUACGAGGCCAUGCUCCUGGACAAGAAGGAGGCUACGUCGUGGGCCAGGCGAAUGCACCUGGCCCUGAAGGCCUACCGGGAGCUGCUGACCACGGUGCAGGAGAUGGAUCGCUCCCCGGACGAGGCCGUGCGGGAAUGCAGCAAGAUCAUUAAGAAUAACAUCUUCUACCUGAUGGAGUACCGGGAGCUCUUCCUCGCUCUCUUCCGCAAGUUCCAGGAGACCCACCAGCCCCGCUGCUUCCUGCGAGACCUGGUGGAGACCACCCACCUCUUCCUCAAGAUGCUGGAGGCCUUCUGCCGAGGCAGGAACAACCUGGUGGUGCAGAGCAAAAGGGUGAGAAGGAAGAAGCAACCCCGGGCCGGCCGGGCGGCCCCCCCCGCACAGCCCCGCACCCCCCAGGAGCUGGAGGAGCUGUGGCCCAGCCUGGCGGAGCAGCUCGGCGUCUGCGCCCAGGGGACUGAGCCCCUCCCGGAAGACGUGGUCCCCUUCGACGCUGCCUCGGAGACCCCGGUGGAGGAGCAGCGAGCGGAGGCCAUGGUGCGCAUCCAGGACAGCUUAUUGGGCCGCCGGGCGCCGGCCGCCCUGACCCUGCUCCGCUCCGCCAGGGAGGUGUGGCCCGAACAGGACGUGUUCGGCUCCCCGCAGGCGGCGCUGGACGAGGAGAUCGAGCUGCUGAGACAGAUUCUCUUUGCUCCUCUUCCUCGGCAAGCGGCACCCGAGGUCGAGGAGCCGGGGGAGGAGGAGGAGGAGGAGGAAGAGGAGGUAGAGGAAGAACUGGCGUCUGUCCAGGUGUCGGAAAAAGAGUUCAACUUCCUGGAUUAUCUGAAACGGUUUGCCAGCGCCAGCGUGGUCAAGGCCUACGUCCUGCUGCUCCGGGGCUACCGGCAGAACAGCACCCACACCAACCACUGCGUGGCCAAGAUGCUGCAUCGCAUCGCCUACGACCUCAAGAUGGAGGCGCUGCUCUUCCAGCUCUCCGUCUUCUGCAUCUUCAACCGCCUGCUCAGCGACCCCUCGGCCUCCGCCUACAAGGAGCUGGUGACCUUUGCCAAGUACGUCCUGGGCAAGUUCUUUGCCCUGGCAGCCACCAACAAGAAGGUCUAUGUGGAGUUGCUGUUCUGGAAGAGCACGGCCACCGUGCGAGAGAUGACGGAGGGCUACAGCUCACUGCAGGAGGGAGAGGGCUCUGGUGCCCGGAGGGCCCCCAAGUGGACACUGCAGGAGGAGGAGGAGUUGCGGGAGCUGUACCUGAAAUACAAGGGAGUGGAAGGUGCGGACGUCGUUGGCAGCAUCCUCGCACGCCUGCGGGCUCCCGGCCGGACCCGGAAGCAGGUCGUCAAGCAGCUGGUGCGGCUGGGGCUGGCCGAGAGCGCGAGGGAUUUCCCGCGGGAGAGGAAGGGGACGCGCCUCGUGCUGUGGACGGAGGAGCAGGAGCGGGAGCUGCAGCGGCUCUUCGAGGAGUUCCAGGGCGCAGACGAUAUCCUGGGUAACAUCAUGAAGCACCUCACGGCCAAGCGCUCCAAAGCCCGCGUCGUGGAGAAGCUGCUGAGCCUGGGGCUGGUGGCAGAGCGCAAGGAGCUGUACAAGAAACGCAAGAGGAAGCCCGGCCUGCCUGGCAUGAGCGAGGACAGAUCCCCGUGGGGUGCGGCUGGCCGGGAGGACUCUGCAGAGGGGGAAGAGGAGGAGAGCGACAGCGAGGAGGAGGAGGAGGAGGAGGCCUGGGAGGAAGGGGGCGCAGAGGAGCGCCAGGAGCAGGGCAGCAAGAACCAGCUGGCGCCGGAGCAGGACGUGCAGGGCCUGGCGCGCCACCUGAGGCAGGGAGGCCUGGCUGGCUCCUUGCUGUGGCUUCAGAACUGCCUGAACCGAGCGGCCGAGGACCGGGAGGAAGAUGGCACCGCCCAGCCCGUGCCCUUGGUGCCGCUCUUGGAGGAGAAUGAGGACGCCAUGGAGAACCAGGGGUUCCAGAAGCUGCUGCGGAAGGUCGGGGUUCGGGCCCCAGCUAACGAGCAGGUAAUUACCCCCCGUCAGAGUCCCCGGGGGACGCUCGGGAACUGCUCCCUACGAAGCCAGUCAGGACUCUGGGGAGCCUCCUCUCCUGGAGCAGACUGGCUCCAGGGCAAGACGCUUCCACAGCUUUGACUUCCUGGGUCUGAC